This is a messenger RNA of Mesocricetus auratus (golden hamster), 1190 nucleotides long. RefSeq names its product RNA exonuclease 2 (gene Rexo2). NCBI's taxonomy places the organism in Eukaryota, Metazoa, Chordata, Mammalia, Rodentia, Cricetidae. The transcript has 7 exons. Bases 273 to 872 code for a protein of 199 amino acids. The record is from RefSeq and is a predicted model, not a curated record. Gene Ontology annotation, molecular function: 3'-5'-RNA exonuclease activity; nucleic acid binding. Gene Ontology annotation, cellular component: mitochondrion.
ACCGUAGCUAUUGUGGGAGAUUAAGGACCCUUUGAUCAAAACCAGAAUGGACGACAAAAUCAGAGUGGACGACAGACAGGCAGAGCUAUUUCAGUUCGCUUUAGUAGGUUGCAAAAAUUAUUCAAGGGCGUGAUUUAACUUUGAGAACUUUUAAAGGUAGAGUAGUAUAGGAUCUAUAACAACCGAAACACAGCCUACACGUUCCGGCAACCUGGAAUAUGAGACGAAGUUUCUGCCAAUGACGUGAAAGUAACAUUUAUGGAACACCUGAUAUGUGCGAAGUCAUCUUUCAGACAAGAGCCCAUAUGACAGGAUUGGACAUUGAGAAGGAUCAGAUUAUCGAGAUGGCCUGUCUGAUAACUGACUCUGAUCUUAACAUUUUGGCUGAAGGUCCCAACCUGAUUAUCAAACAGCCGGAUGAGUUGCUGGACAGCAUGUCAGAUUGGUGCAAGGAGCAUCAUGGGAAGUCUGGUCUUACCAAGGCAGUGAAGGAGAGUACAAUUACAUUGCAGCAGGCAGAGUAUGAAUUUCUGUCCUUUGUACGACAGCAGACUCCUCCGGGGCUCUGUCCACUUGCAGGGAAUUCAGUUCAUGCAGAUAAGAAGUUUCUUGACAAAUACAUGCCCCAGUUCAUGAAACAUCUUCAUUAUAGGAUAAUUGAUGUGAGCACUGUUAAAGAACUAUGCAGACGCUGGUAUCCAGAGGAUUAUGAAUUUGCACCGAAGAAGGCUGCUUCUCACAGGGCACUCGAUGAUAUUAGCGAAAGCAUCAAAGAGCUUCAGUUUUACCGAAAUAACAUCUUCAAGAAAAAGACAGACGAGAAGAAGAGGAAAAUUAUAGAAAAUGGGGAAAAUGAGAAGACUGUGAGUUGAUGCCAGUUUUCAAGCUGCACAGCUGCCUAGUUCUCCAGAAGUCACUUUAGUGUCUCUUCCCUGCUGAUAACUCAGCAGAACACCUUUUCUAAAGAAAAAAAAUUUUUUCCAGUUAACUUUCCAUCUCCAGACUCCUCAAGCAGACAAGACAUCACUGUCUGUUUCUUCUAACCUGCUGUUUGCAUUAUGACACAGCAGCAACUCCUCUGUAAGCUUCAGGCCACGCCCACCCCCUCAGUCCAUAUCUGCACUUGCUUAUAGGCCAUUCCUUUUGUUUGAAAAUAAAUAAUAAAUAAAGCUAGUUCUAUUGAAAUGCAA